Opisthorchis viverrini is the source of this 4903-nucleotide messenger RNA. RefSeq lists its product as hypothetical. The transcript is spliced from 14 exons. Gene Ontology annotation, molecular function: protein tyrosine phosphatase activity. Gene Ontology annotation, biological process: protein dephosphorylation. The coding region runs from base 1 to 4131 and encodes 1376 amino acids. Lineage: Eukaryota; Metazoa; Platyhelminthes; Trematoda; Opisthorchiida; Opisthorchiidae. The record is from RefSeq and is a predicted model, not a curated record.
AUGCCAGUAGUCCGUCUGACUCGAAGAGCUCUUUGUUCCCCGUCCUGUGCUAAAUGGAAGCGACCAAGAGUAUCUCCCACACUCUCCCACUUUCCGGUGAUCGAAACCGUAUCAGCUGGAACCAAUCGGUUGGAAGAAUUCAUUGCGGUAUCUUCCGCCUAUCCCUCAAACGCAUCCCAAGACACCAAGCAAACAGCCUUUUGCUUCCUAGCCGCACGCAAGUUUUCCGUGGCGCAAGCUCUCGAACUUUACCACAAUUAUAAGGCUAUGCUAUCCCGUGAAGGAAUACCAGACGUUAUAGAUCCUUUCGACGAGGAAACCAGACGGGAGUUGUUGUCUGGGAAAUUUGUAGUUCUGGUUGGUUCUCCGUUUCCGUGUGGUACUUACAACCUUCGAUGUGUCCUUCAGAACGAUUCAGAAACCUCUGGUGUUAGGGUUGUUCAGUACUUCGUGCGGUUGCAUCAUGCAUCACACAACCCUCGGGCUGUGCUUCAGAGUAUCCUGUUUCAGCUGGAUGCAGUAAUGAAAAAGGAAGUUGCUGCACGAAACGGCCUGGUGUUCAUAUACGACAUGACGGAUGCGAAGUUCUCCAACAUCGAUUGCACCUUAGGUAUCAAGCUAUUCAAAAUCCUCAAGUCCAGCUACCCAGUCCGGUUACGACGAAUCCUCAUUCUGACAGCUCCUCUCUGGUUCCGCGCUUCAUUCCGGAUGAUGCGUGUGUUUAUCCGCGAUCAGCUGCGAGAUAAUGUGAAUGUUUUGCGUCCAUCACCAGGAACCAAGCUGGACGCCCUCAGUCAUCCGGAUUUUGUUGCUUUGAAGCGCGAUCACCAUGCGUGGCUACACACGGCCCUGAUACGCACAGGCUGGCUACCGGGCGAGUCGGAUCAGGUCACUCGACCGAAUGGACACCGGUUCCAAACUGCGGCGGCUUUUUUCGGCCAAACGUCAACUUCCCAGUCUCCAGGUUCUGUUUCGGACUUGAGCGAUCCAGACAGCAGGGAGGACGAGGAUUCUCUGUCUGGAAACCCGUGGGAUGAGGACGAACUUAUGAGCGUUGGAGAUUUGGACCCGUUCGCAUUGUCCAGUUCCUACUCCAGCGAAACUGAUUCGACCGGGUCUGCCAAAGUGAAGUCGGAUCUAAGGACCUGCGACAAACGUGCCUCUCCACAUGCGUCCGAUAUACAUUUCCCAAGAGCUUCUAAGAUCAAAUCGGCCAAGUGCGAGUCCGCUGUAAAUCAAGAUGGCUCGUUUAAACGAAAGGUGUCUAGUGGCCGCGACUGCUCUCCUAUCAAUUUGACAGAGGUACAUCUCAAUAUUUCGUCAAAUUCUCGCGGAGACCACGCUGAAACCCCUACACCGCCAUCGGUGGCCAAGCGAUUGAUUUUACCUGCCGAUUCCAACUAUGAUGUGAAUGCGCCGCAUCGUCAACUAGUGACUACCACGAGCUCCACAAUGACGCGUCCAAGCCGAAUGGAUUGUUUCCCAGACAAGGAUAUGGGGUUCAGCGAAAACCUGUCUACUCCUUUGGUGGUGGAGUCGACCACACCGACAACUGAUGUUGCCGAGGAGUCUUCAACAACCAACUUGAGUGUUUUAGGUGGAUUGAAAUCCCACGGAGCUGCCAAUCGGUACCGAAACUCAGCGGGUGCGGACUCCUCAUGCUCUUCAACUACCUCGUUCUUCUCCACCGGGUCUGCCGGAUUAUCGUCAGCGUUCAGCACACAAUCCACUGACUGUAGUCCGACGAAUGAAUCCGCUCAACGUAUCAUGUCUACGCGUGCCCUGCUUGGGCAGACGAAAUCCAACGGAGUCACCAUAUCCGGAGAACGCAGCACAUGGCCUGACGGCAGCGGUAUACACGGAAUCGCCCCACUUGCGGAGGAUGAAAUCGGUGAUCAAACCAUCCGACUUGGCAAGAAGAUGAACGCUGUUGGUGACAGUAUUGACGGUGACUGUAUGGACAGCGAUGAUAAUGAUAAUGAUGAGGUCGCUGAAAACCCAGACCAUAAUGCGACAGUACCAACACACCCCCCGACCGAUGCGUGUUUGCCUACAUGGGCAGUUGGCCGACCGCAUGGUGCUUCCAUUCACCAAGGACCUGUUGAAAGUCCGAAGGUUCUGAAUCCCAUUUCGGCUUUAACUACAGACGCAGGACGGGAUGGGUGUAGCCAGGUUCCAUUUGCAGAUGAGUCCCCUCCAGUUGACCCCCCUGGUAACUUGUCUGCAGCGGGUGAUUGUCAGGCCACUGUGACGCCUUCCGAAAAGGAUAUCGAACUGAAGGAUUUACAAAGUUCCAUGGCCAAUGAGGCUGUGGAUCCCGGUCUAUUUGCGGAUAAGGCCGAAGUUGAUGACGAUGAUGAUGAUGAGGAUCUUGAAGGUGAUCUGUACGAGAUAUCCGAAGAUAGUGACAGUGAUCAGUCAAUCUGUCUGGAGGACCACUGGAUGACCCCAGUUGACUUGGCCAAACAUGUGGAGUCCAUUGGAUUAUCUGGAAUCCAGUCUGAAUAUGGCGCGGUAGUGCGAAUAAAGAAUGACGAUCCACGAAGUGCUUUUCGGCACGCACAAAAUCGGGACAAAAACCGCUACUGUGACGUUAUUUGUUACGAGAGUAGUCGUGUUCAUCUGCGGCCAGCAUCUCUGCGGUUCACGUCCACUGGCCGAAAAGAUCUUCGAACGGUUGGCUCCUCAAGGUCGUCCAAUACGAACCUUCAUCGCACUCUGUCGGCUCCGACUGCACCCAAGGACCUAGUACGGAACUACAUUCAUGCGAACUGGGUUGACGGCUAUCGACAGAAGAAUGCCUUUAUUUGCACACAAGGUCCUCUCUCCGAAACGGUUGGUGAUUUUUGGCAAAUGAUUUGGGACUAUCAUGUCCCGGUCAUCGUUAUGAUCACCAAGGUGCUCGAAGCAGAUCGUGUCAAAUGCUUCCCAUACUGGCCAGAUUCGGUCGACAAGAAAAUGUAUUUCGCUUGUGGCCAUUCUGGAGCCGUCCCGGUUGUGAAAGACGGUCUUGGAACCAAUUCGUCCCUAGUGGUCCCGGAAUUCGCCGUUGAAAACAUGGGCUCCCAAACGAAUGCACAUUUCACUUGCAGUACGCUUCAACUCACCCAUUUACCUAAUAAGCAACGCCGGACAGUGCUGCACUAUGCCUGCUCCUCCUGGCCUGAUCACGGUGUCCCACAGACCACCGAAGGUUUGCAGAGACUACUCUCUUCCGUCCAGACCGCAUACACCGGUGCUAUUCGCCUGCUAGGCUAUUCGUGUUACAUGGAACAGGAAGUGCCGCCACCGCCUGUCGUCGUCCAUUGUAGUGCCGGUAUCGGUCGCACCGGUACGUACGUCACGGCCGAUAUAUGCACCAAAUGGCUUGUGGACGAAAAACAGACAGAUCACCUCAUCAACAUACCCCUCACAGUAAGCCGCGUUCGUUCUCAGCGCUACGGCUGUGUGCAAGUGGCUGCCCAGUAUGUAUUUUGCUAUCGAGUAGUUCUUGACUUCGCCAUCCAAAAUGGACUACUCACUGCUGACCAGGCACAGUCAGCUUUGUCAAUCCUCAGUCCUGCAUCCAACAGUCUAUCACAAUCUUCCACUACCUCAUUCUACCACUGUACAUCCUUACCUCGCCCACAUCUGCCACUAAGCUCCUUCAUUUCCUCCCCGUUUGGCCAAGAAAAAAGUCCUGGACGAAUGGCCAUGGCCCUGUCUGAUUUUCGGAACCUGUUGCCUACCUCACAACUACUCUCCAUUUGGCAUGCGCUCAGAGUGAGCAGAGAUCACAAGAGUGGAAAUAGCGGUGCAGGAAAUAUAUCCGAUUCAGAUUUCAAUAUGACUGAAAACGUGUGUUCUGACUCGGAUUUGGACGAGGACGAAGAAGCGGAAUAUGACGGAGAUGAGCGCUAUGGUGAACGUAUGACCGAGCCCUCCACAUUACAAUUACACUCGGAAAAACCUUCCUCCAUAUUGGAUGGUUCUGGUAGUCACGAUUGCGAUUCAGUCUCUAUCAUUAGUCAGACAUCAGAACAAGAGACGCCUGCAACGACGGAUACCGGUGUUCCGGUAGAAGUGACUGCUACUUCCAAACCAGAUAUGGACAGCAUCGGAGAGGUACAAAUGGACACUAACCCAUCCUAGUUUCUGUACCUUGUCUUCUGGGAUUAUUCAAGUCUAACAAAACCCUUCAAGGCAAACAGAUGUCAUACAGCUGUCAACAGUCGGUUCGGGAUGUUGUCUCUGUUGUACAGCAAGGAUCUACACAGUUAAAAGCACACAGUUUCGAUCAUCCUCCGCGGUAGACCUCACUAUUUUCUCUCCUUGUUGCCUUGCGAACAUACAACUUCAGGGAAAUUGCUUAAUGUGUGACAAAGAUUGUUUUUUGUUCAUCUGUUGUCUUCCGGGACACAUUCAAGGCGUUCUGUUGGGCGCAGCUUUUAACCUAAUUCACCAUAUGCUAGUGGUGGCGAUGGUGGUUGGCUUGGUUCACAUGUACAAAAGCUCCCCUGGACACUUGCCUCCAUCCACGCAAGCUCGUAGGGUACGUCCACCACAGUGUCUAGUUCAUUUGUAUAACGGUACUUUCCUCCCCUCCCAUCCAACUAGACCCUUUUUGCACUGAGCUAUUUCUUCUUUUUCCUUUUAUCCUGAAUAUUUUCUCCGGCACAAAUUGCCGAUGAUUCUCUUUCUUACAACGACAAUAUCCACAGAAUUGUCACUUUUGCCGCUAGAUCGAACAUAUAACCACAUGCACACGCACAGGUUCCGGUAAUUUCAUUCAUUGUGUGACAGCACAGUUACAAGUCUACUACGCUGAUGUGCACACUGUAUCAUUCACAAACCCUGCUUAUUUUGUACAAAUGUCUCUUGUCGAAUCUGGUUGUUCUUUUUGGUUCGUUUCUCAGGGGAUAUU